Paracoccidioides brasiliensis Pb18 is the source of this 294-nucleotide messenger RNA. RefSeq lists its product as uncharacterized. The coding region runs from base 1 to 294 and encodes 97 amino acids. The transcript is spliced from 2 exons. The record is from RefSeq and is a predicted model, not a curated record.
AUGCCUCAGCAGCGGGGUGAAAGUCAACCCGCACACCGACUUGCGAGAAUCCAGGGCCCAGUCGCUAGGCUGUCCGUUAGAAGCCAAUAUGGUGGUUCCUCAAGAGUCGAUUUCGAAGUCUUGGGGCCUUUUUUUGCUGAUUCUUUACGGAAUCGGAGGCCCAGCGUCCAGAGUGAGAGUUAUGCGGAGGUUGAGAGAAACACAAAAUGUUAUGUCCAUGGUAUGGUGACGCUAAGAUCUAGUUGCUGGGAUUCACGGAUCGUUAAUCCUGGCCCUAUCUCGGCUGCACCGUAG